AUGAAAUCGAAAAUAUUCGGAGAUGGCAAAUAUUCGGAGAUGACUAUGAAAACACCUCUCCGGAUCCUCGAAUUGAAAGAGAGACUGAGAGGGAUCAAGAAUCCUAAUUCUCGCUAUUUGGAAUGGAUCCAAUUCUAUUGA
This is a messenger RNA of Zea mays, 141 nucleotides long. The record is from the annotation of a RefSeq genome assembly. Lineage: Eukaryota; Viridiplantae; Streptophyta; Magnoliopsida; Poales; Poaceae.